Papaver somniferum (opium poppy) is the source of this 901-nucleotide messenger RNA. RefSeq names its product putative glycine-rich cell wall structural protein 1. Lineage: Eukaryota; Viridiplantae; Streptophyta; Magnoliopsida; Ranunculales; Papaveraceae. The transcript has a single exon. The record is from RefSeq and is a predicted model, not a curated record. Bases 161 to 667 code for a protein of 168 amino acids.
AAAGACCAUGCAUGCAUAUUCUCAUAUCUCUCAAGCUUCACUCAUCAUCUCUUUCUCUCCUGUUUGUUAAACAUAAUAACCGCAUUUUGAAUAUACAUACACAUUUUUAGUACUCCUCAAAAAACCUAAAAACUUGAAUUACGAACAAGGUUUAAGCAUUAUGGCUCGGUGCUCUUCAUCUUUAGCUAUUGUCCUUGGCUUGUUGAUUGUUACUAGUUUCACUAUUAAUACAGCCCAAAGCCGAAUAGCCAGAAAGGACCUGGGUUUGGAUUUGGGAGGUGGUUUAGGACUUGGAAUUGGAGUAGGUACUGGUGUAGGAUUAGGUGGAGGUGGUUCUGGUUCCGGAUCUGGUUCUGGAUCCGGGUCUGGAUCAGGUUCCUCCGCUGGUUCCUCUGCUGGAUCAGGAGCAGGUUCGUACGCGGGUUCUAGUGCUGGUUCAGGCUCAGGAGGGGGUGGUGGAGGUUCUGGUGGUGGAUCCGGUUCUGGCCGUGGACAUGGCUCUGGACACGGUGAAGGUUAUGGUGCGGGAUCCGGAUCAGGUGGUGGUUCGGGUGGAGGAGGAGGUGGAGGGGGUGGUGGAGGUGGAGGUGGAGGUCGUGGUUCCGGUUCUGGAUAUGGAGAGGGCUAUGGGGAGGGCUCAGGAUAUGGUAGUGGUCAUGGAAAGUGAAUUGAUACUAAAUAUAGUUUAAAAAACUACUUGAGAGUUUAAUUAGUGAUAUAUCUAAAUGAAUCAUGGUUAUGUACCUAAAUAAAGAAACUAAGGGUGAAUGCAGCUUAUACAAGUUAAUGUAAUGUCAUGUGUUUGUACUUUGAAGUUCAUUUUGUAAGAGUUUGGUUUGUAAUACUUGUUUCAUAUGGAUUGAAAAUAAAUGGAUAUUUGGAUUUUUGUGGAUUUUAUACA